This is a messenger RNA of Sparassis crispa, 816 nucleotides long. RefSeq lists its product as hypothetical. The coding region runs from base 1 to 816 and encodes 271 amino acids. The record is from RefSeq and is a predicted model, not a curated record. Lineage: Eukaryota; Fungi; Basidiomycota; Agaricomycetes; Polyporales; Sparassidaceae. The transcript has a single exon.
AUGGAAGGCUUCCUGUAUUGCCAGCUUUUCUUCGGUCCAAAGUUGCAGAAGUUCGCGUUGCAGACAGGUGAUCCAGAUUUAGAAGGCGUAGUCGUGUCCGCCCACGGGCUGGCUCCAUGCCUCCAAACGCUGCAUCUGGACGUCUCCAUUGGUUCCGGCUACUUCUCCGUCGAAUCCCCAGGUUUCCUCCAGAGCUUCUGCUUCUCAAGCUUUCAACGGUUCAUUUACAAGUCGGACUUGCCCAUAUCGUCCGAGGCAUUCCUCCAUCUGUUUUCCUUACCUCAUCUCAUUCAAUUGGACAUUACAUAUGAAGAUGAAAAUCAGCCGCUGAUGUCACCAUUACCAACGACAACAAUUCUUGAGACCGCUUUUCCGGUUUUGAAAACUCCCAGUCUUGCCGCGGAAUCGAUGCGGCAUUGCGCAGCCAUCCUGAAGGUGUCUCGUUUUCGCCACGCUGAGAAGGUCGUUCUACACACGCAGAUGUCCGAAGACAACACCACAGACAAUCUCCACGCAGUCCUCAAAUUACUUCCUGCUCAAAUUCCACAUGACUCGCUCAAGGAGUUAGUAAUAACCAGUGUAGGAGUCGAUGGGUCAGAGGAAGUGAUUGAUUUACGUUGCCUGUUCCUACUGCAGAAAAUUUCCAACUUGCGAAGCCUGUGUAUUGACACGGAGUGCAGAGUUGUAGUGGACGACGCGGGACUCGAGACACUGGCGAAAGCUUGGCCGAACCUUCAGAAGCUGUUCUUAAUACAGGGUCGCAGUUUGGCUUCCUUCCCGGUUGGCGUAAACCCGACCACCCUUGAUCACGCUUGA